AUGGCAUCCAACGGCUUUCCUUCCAGCCCCCUCGACCCCCUGAUCAAUCACCAUCACCCUCUUUCUAGCCCCCAGAGAUGUAAUCCCAGUCUGCCUCCCCAGACCCGGGAUCCCCCCGAUGUCCAGCCAGUACCCGAGCAGACCCUCCCCUCCGAGCUCGACCUGUCGGACAUUCCGAUCCAAAACGCGCCAAUUAGCAGCAAUCUCCCGUCGACGCCCAUCUCCCGUUGGCUUCGAACAGUCGAGCUGGUUCCGCCAACGGGCUUGCGGGUAACAUCUUACUGGAGCCCGGACAGCGACUCAUCGGCCGAGGUCACAUCAAACGACUCCAACUGUGGGGACCAGGAGGAACAAAGUCCCAUGCGGGCCUUACGGGCGUUCCACUUCGACCGCUGCGAAUUCACAUGUGGGGAACGGGACGACCAGAUUCCAGUGCGGAAGUUUCAUAACUUCGAAUUCAACCGUGGCGGCCACUACUUGCCCGAGGGCAUCAGCCCCACCAACCCCGGUCACCACGCUGUCGAUGCACAGCCUGUCCCCGGACCAAGCACCAGACGAGUGCUGCCUUCCGAAAGCCCGCUGAAAAGGAAAUCGAAGACGAAUCCAAGCGGCAAGCCCCCCGGCAAGGGCAAGAAGAAACACACCGCCUCGACUUACAUCCCGUGCCGGGUCCCGGUCGUCAUCCCGAUGAGCAAACUGCGCUCGGAUAAACAGGCCGAAAAGAGGCGGCAGCUCUCUCCCCACGGUCCCCUUCUCGCCCCCUCCCGCCCCUCCCCACCUCCCUGCGAGCAACCAAUCUAA
Puccinia triticina is the source of this 801-nucleotide messenger RNA. RefSeq lists its product as uncharacterized. The record is from RefSeq and is a predicted model, not a curated record. The coding region runs from base 1 to 801 and encodes 266 amino acids. NCBI's taxonomy places the organism in Eukaryota, Fungi, Basidiomycota, Pucciniomycetes, Pucciniales, Pucciniaceae. The transcript has a single exon.